AAGCCAUCCUGAGAUUCUUCAAUAUUUUCAGAAGCCACCAGAGGUGGUUCGUAACUAGUGGUUCAGUUUUAGUAAUUUACUUCCGUCUUAGUUUAUAUCUUGUAGUUAUCCGUCCUCGUAAACUUUCCUUAUAACAAGGCAAAAUGGCCUCCCCAGUAUCUGCAAUUGGGUUUGAAGGCUAUGAAAAACGGCUUGAAAUGGUUUUUUCUCAUCAUGGCACAUUUGCCGACCCUCUAGGCAAGGGCCUCCGUUCUUUAACCAAGAACCAAUUAGAUGAAAUUCUAGCACCAGAUGAAUGCACUAUUGUCGGUUCAUUGUCGAAUGAACAUGUUGAUUCUUAUGUCCUUUCAGAAUCCAGUCUUUUUGUGUACCCCCACAAGAUUAUCAUAAAAACUUGUGGGACUACAAAGUUGCUUCUUUCUAUUCCUCCCAUACUGAAGUUAGCUAAUGCACUGUUUCUCUCCGUGAGAUCUGUAAUGUACACUCGUGGAAGCUUUAUUUUUCCUGGAGCUCAGACGUUUCCACAUCGUAGUUUCUCUGAAGAGGUUGCUGUUCUUGACAGCUACUUUGGCAAACUUGGUUUAGCCAGCAACUCCUAUCUAAUGGGCAGUGCUGAUACACAAAAAUGGCAUGUUUACUCGGCUAGUAUUGGACCAGCACAACACUCAAAACCUCUUUACACUCUUGAGAUGUGCAUGACUGGUUUAGACAAAAAAAGAGCAUCAGUCUUCUACAAGACUCCGUCAAGCUCUGCAACUCUGAUGACUGAAGACUCCGGUAUUAGGAGGAUUCUUCCAUAUUCUGAAAUAUGUGAUUUUCAGUUUGAUCCUUGUGGUUACUCUAUGAAUGCUAUUGAAGGUGAUGCAAUUUCUACCAUUCAUGUCACGCCUGAAGACGACUUCAGCUAUUCAAGCUUCGAAGCCAUGGGCUACGACUUCAAGGUAUUGGAACUCAACCACCUGCUUGACAGGGUGCUAACUUGCUUUCAGCCAACCGAGUUUUCUCUUGCUCUACAUGCUGAUGGCGAAGAACAGGGCACUCGUCUUAACAUUUCUACAGAUGUCCAGGGAUAUAUCUGUGAAGAAAAGUCUUGUCAAGUACUUAAAAACAAUGAAUCAGUUACAUACUUAACCUUUAUGAAGGUCUCUGGCUGUGCCUCUCCUAGAUCAACUCUACAAUACUGGAGUGGGAGUGAGAAUGAGGACGAGGAAGUCAUGAACUAGUUCUGAAUCAAUUGCUGCGAUCAAUCUGGUUUUAAAUUUUUUACCUGCUUAAAAAAAAGAGUCUUGCUUACUGCUCCAUAAGUAAUUUAUUAUACUAUCAUGUUAUGCUGGUCUGUAGUAUUAUUUAGAUCUACUCCGUUUCUGAGUGAUCAUAUGGAACCAUUUGUUGGAUGAACACCCGAAGUUUAUCAAUAUAUAUGUGCUUUAUUGUGUAUA
This is a messenger RNA of Daucus carota subsp. sativus, 1439 nucleotides long. RefSeq names its product S-adenosylmethionine decarboxylase proenzyme. Gene Ontology annotation, cellular component: cytosol. The coding region runs from base 144 to 1223 and encodes 359 amino acids. The record is from RefSeq and is a predicted model, not a curated record. Gene Ontology annotation, molecular function: adenosylmethionine decarboxylase activity. Lineage: Eukaryota; Viridiplantae; Streptophyta; Magnoliopsida; Apiales; Apiaceae. The transcript has a single exon. Gene Ontology annotation, biological process: spermidine biosynthetic process; spermine biosynthetic process.